AUGUCCACUGGGGCGCAGCUCUCUGCUGACAACGAACAAUCAUGUGCCCGUGUUUUCCAUGCUUCGCCGGUCUUAGAUCCUUCUGAGUCCCGUCAGAGGCGGAAAAGGCUAUUAGAUCAACACCGGCUUGCCUGGACAGGUCGUUCAAAGAGUUAUACACCGUCUCUUCAGUGUGGCCAUUUCGAUGACGAAUACGUUAAUGCGCUCAAAGCCUCUUAUCGAGAUAGGUCCUAUUAUGGCCCCCCGAAUUAUCAGUGCCGUCAUUGUGAUGCUGUGUUCUGGUACGGCGAGAGGGCCAAAUCUGAGUCUUCGCGCCGUGAUGACAAUAUUGUUUAUAACAACUGUUGCCGGAGUGGGAAAGUUGUCAUCCCGCCUUUCCAGCCUCGCCCUGAUCCUUUGGCUGCGCUAGCGACGUUUGGUGGAGGUCCUCGUUCCAACAAAUUCAUGAAGAAUAUUAGACAAUACAAUUGCCUUUUUGCCUUCACGUCUAUGGGGGCUAACAUUGAUCGCUCGCUUAACGAUGGCCGUGGGCCUCCAAUUUUCAAAAUUAGUGGACAGGUGCACCAUCGGAUUGGGUCUCUCUUGCCACCAGAUGGAAGCCCUCCUAAAUUUUUGCAGCUAUAUAUUUAUGACACCGCUAAUGAGGUCACUAACAGAAUACGGGCUUUAGCACCUGCUGACAUAUCUUAUGACACUUUGGAUCCUGACAUUACUCGGAGCCUCAUAGAUAUGCUUGACCAGCAUAAUCCUUUUGCUAAGAAAUUUAGGAUGGCACGGGAUAGACUUCAGGAUGGCCAGGCCGAAGAUUUCAUUGUGAGGAUUGUAGGAGCUAAGGAAGGAGAUCCUGUUCAGUACAGUCUUCCAACUACUGAUCAGCUUGCUAUGCUUGUUGUCGGGGACUUUUCUCUUGACACUUUCCAGCGUGAUAUAGUCAUUCAAACACGCUCUGGAGAACUGCAGCAGAUAUCUUCUUUGCAUCCUGCCUAUAUGGCGCUACAAUAUCCUUUGUUAUUCCCGUAUGGUGAGCGUGGAUACCAGAUUGGUGUUCUGUAUAAUGGUGCCAUGCCAGCUAGGAAAAAUGCUCGCAGUAAGGUUACCAUGCGGGAUUACUUCUGUUACAAUUUCCAUUAUAGACGGAAUCAGCCAAAUCCAUAUCUUUGUUACGGUCUUCUAUCUAGUCAGGCCAAGAUUGAUGCUAGAGCAGCUAUAGAUGAAAGCAGAUUAUGGUACAUUCUGGAUAAUCAGGCUGAUCUUCGAGUUGAGAACAUUCAGGGUAUAUCCGAUGCUGUAGACCGUGGCUGUGUGGACGGUACACAGAUGGGGAAGAUGACUGUUUUGCCAUCCUCAUUCACGGGAGGCCGGAGGUACAUGAUUCAGAACUAUCAUGACGCCAUUGCAAUAUGCAAGGUUCAUGGUCCGCCUGACUUCUUUGUGACAUUCACAUGCAAUGCCAAGUGGCCUGAGAUAGAUGAGGGUAUCAUUGAACCAGGACAGAAGCCUAGUGAUAGAGCCGACAUCAUUGUUAGAGUUUUUAAUAUGAAGCUUGAAGACCUAUUGCAUGAUAUUAAGAGUGGAAAAGCCUUUGGUCCAUGUAGUGCAGUUCUCCAUACAGUUGAAUUCCAGAAACGUGGUCUGCCACAUGCCCACAUCAUUCUUUGGGUGUCUGCCGACACUUCACAGCCAACUUCAACGUAUAUAGAUUCUUUUGUUAGCGCUGAGAUACCCGAUCCAAAGGAAGAUCCACUGGGAUAUGCUCUUGUGGCAGAACAAAUGAGGUACCAAGCUCACAUUAAUGUAGAAUGGUGUAACAGGAGCAUCUUUGUUAAGUACCUCUUCAAAUAUGUGACUAAGGGACCGGAUUGUAGCAGGGUCUACCUCCAAAGAAUUAGAGAUGGUGUAGACCCCCCCUAUGAUCAAGAGAGUCAAACUAUUAAUGAGGUUAAGGAAUAUUUGGAUUGCCGGUAUAUAUGUGAGCAAGAUGCAUGUUGGAGAGUCUUUGGCUAUGAUAUCCAUAGACACUAUCCAUCUGUAGAAAGGUUGCCUGUUCACCUACCCAAUGAAAAUUUCAUUACAUAUCGUGCAAAAGCCAAUAUGUCCCGUGUUCUCUCACAGGAAUUCCUGCGCAGGACAAUGCUCACUCAGUGGUUUGUUGCUAAUCAGACCCAUUCUCAAAGCAGGGAGUUAACUUAUUGUGACUUUCCUUCUAAGUGGAGAUGGGAAAAGACCUCUAGGACAUGGGAACGGCGGUGUCACAACAUCGGUAAAAUAGGUCGUAUCCAUUAUGUUCAUCCUUCGACUGGUGACCGGUACUUCCUAAGAAUGUUAUUGUUGGUGGUCAGAGGAGCCACAAGUUAUGAAGAGCUUCGAUCCUUCCAGGGUAUCUGCCAUCCUACUUUCAGGGGUGCAUGCAGGGCCCGUGGUCUUCUUGGUGAUGACCAGGAGUGGUACAAUGCUUUUGAUGAAGCUGCUGCUUGGGCAACCUCUAGACAAUUAAGAAACCUUUUUGUUACCAUGCUCCUAUUUUGUGAGGUUGGAGAUGAGUCUGCCUUUUUUGAGAAGGUUUGGAGGCUCCUAGCUGAUGACAUUCAAUACCAGUUCAGAGACAUGAUUGGUAACCAAAACUACCAGAUGCCAGACAAUGACAUUAGGAAUCGCUUGCUUGAUGAUCUAACUGCUUUAUUUGUUAAAAGUGGUAGCAAUAUACACAAUUUCAAUCUUCCACAUAGAACAAGUGCUUCUGGCUCUUCUUCCACAAACCGUUUGGUUGAAGAAGAAUUUGCAUAUGACGCUCGUCAAGAGUUGUCUGAUUUUAGCCGUUGGAUUUUAGAUGUUGGGGAUGGUAGAGUAAAUUCUUUUGCAAAAGAAGGGGAGAGUGAGCCUGCAUGGAUCAAAAUACCUCAUGAUUUGCUUUUGAUGCCUAAAGAGCAUAACAUUAGGUGCAUAGUUCAUGCAAUCUAUCCAGAUUUACAGAACUGCUACUCUGAUUCCUCCUACCUUAGGGAUCGAGCCAUCUUAACACCUACCAAUGAUUUGGCCGAAACACUUAACGCGCAUGUUGUUUCUCUCCUCCCCUGUGAGGAAAAGGAAUAUUUGAGCUGUGACAAAACAGGAAAGCCUCCAGGCACUCAUGAUGCAUAUGAUCUAUUGUAUCCUGUUGAGUUCCUAAACUCUCUCAAUGGAAAUAAUUUCCCUCGGCACCGACUCAUUCUUAAAGUGGGUGUCCCUGUAAUGUUGCUACGGAAUUUAAGCCAAUCUGAUGGCCUCUGCAAUGAGCCAAGGCGGACACUUUCUUACGUUGGCAUCUAUCUUAAAAAGCCGGUUUUCACACAUGGGCAACUCUAUGUGGCUCUUUCACGUGUGCAUGAUAUGGCUCGUACACCUGCCCCCACACUCUUAGCAAAUCUAAAGCCAAGAGACAUCCAGGCUUCUGUCUGUGUUCGAGUUAUUAGAAAGUGGAAUUUCACUGGUAGGAAUGAGAAUGGGCCUAUCCUGCAUGUUGACCUUGUUCUCGCUGAUAAAGAGGGAGGUGUUAUGUACGCUGAAAUUCCAAGAGAUGAAGUGCAGGACAAAAGCCCCCUCAUAGAGAUGGGCAGCAUGAUUGAAUUCACUUGCUACACUAGAGUGGUACUUGAAGAUAUCCCCUCAGACAUAUUCCCACAGUUUGUCUAUACAUUUGUCCCUUUCAAUGAAAUACAUCAGCAUGUAAGAGAGCACCCCAAUUUUAUUGAUGUUAUUGGUGUUAUCAUCAAAGUGCAUCCAAAGCAGUCCCAACGCGUUUACGGAGACGAGCAACAUCGACUCGACCGGGACAUAAUUAUUCAAGACUUAAAAGACAACGAGCUUAGGGUCACGUUAUGGGGAUGCGAAGCACAACAUUCAAACCUUGAAUCUAUCUACAAUGCCCGGUUUCAGGAUCAGCACUUCCCAAUAGAUUUGCCUCCUUCAUCACCAACGCACCUCCAAGAGGACGAACAGAUUGUCAUAGAGCACAAGUCACUUGAUGAGCUAAAUGCAGUUGAUCCCUAUGAGUUCCCUCAAUCAGACUUUCACUGCACAGUCACAGUUACGGCUGUGCCAAAUGACGAUUCGUGGUGGUAUCUAGGCUGCCGAGGAUGCAAAAAAUCUAGUUCUGAUCAGGUCGGCGGUGCGCCUUGGUGCGGUGGUUGCAAAUCCUCAGAUUUUAUGCCAAGGUACAAAUUGGCAUUCACUGCUACAGACAACACCGCAGAGGGUUGGUUCUUCUGCUUUGACAAUAUUGCUCAGCAGAUCGUUAAGAAAAGCUGCGAGUCUCUCUUUCACCUUCCUAAUAGAAUCAGUGGCACACCUCCUGGACUAACAGCUAUUGUUGGAAACAAGUAUACAUUUGCUCUCUCAGCGGAACUCCAACCUGUCCAUACCCCUGCUUCAUGUGGUGUUGCUGACCCGGCAAAGUCAUCGACGCAUGUUGAAAGCAAAGGUGCAAAGAGGAAACUGUUUGACGACCAGUCUACUCAUAAGAAGGAUCAAACGACCUUCGCUCAAUCUGCUCAUCAGAGUUCUCAGCAACUCAACAUCGACGUCCAAAUGACCGGACAGGAUAAGGAUAUAGAGGAGCAACAUUCUGAGGACCCCCCUAGAUAG
Messenger RNA from Miscanthus lutarioriparius, 4620 nucleotides. The record is from the annotation of a GenBank genome assembly. NCBI's taxonomy places the organism in Eukaryota, Viridiplantae, Streptophyta, Magnoliopsida, Poales, Poaceae.